AUGUCUGGUAUUUCUGAUUUGCUUGUUCCCGACAUGAAGCUGGAAGAAUUGGAGACAUCACUAGCGACAGGCGGUGAUGAUCCUAAGGACAGAGUGGACAAGGCGAUAACGGAUGCACAGAAUUCGAUUCUUCCGAUGAGAUUACAGUUUAAUGAUUUCAUGCAUACGAUGUCGAAUAUAGAUGAUCUGCAGAAUAGUACACCUAUGGAAAAGUUCAAUCUGAUAAGAAGUAAAGUGCUGGACCUCUCCGAUAAGCUACAAACCAUGUCAGAGGACGUUGGAAAGCUGCACCCAUUGUUCGAUACUAUACCAGAAUACUCAGAAAAGUAUGGGACCAAAAAAUUCCAGCCGUUAGAGACCUUGAGAAUACCCCAAUCCAACUCUGUCUCUAGCCCUCAGACACAAAAUAAUGCAAUUGUAGGCGCAAAUCUCAAUAAGAAAGCCAACAGGUCAAACGAUGGGACUCCUGUUAGUCAAACUAGUACUCCCAUGGGCUCUGCUGUACCCACUCCAUAUGCAACAACAGCCAAGAAGCCAAGGAAACCAAGACAGCCAAAGAAACCUCAAACACCCGCUGCUGCCGCUGCUGCAGCAGCAGUAGCAGCUAACGGCCACAUUAAGAGUCAGGCAUCGCCUACUCCGCCAGCUCAUAUGGUAAGCUCAGUGCCGGCGACCAAUCCCGUGCAAAUGGUGAACAGCGUACCACCAACCAAUAUGAUGGGAACGCCAAUGCAGAAUCUUAUGUCUCCACUGGGGAAUACUCCCAACUAUGGUUUCUCACAACAACAGUCGCAGCAGCAGCCAACUCCACAACAGCAACAGCGACAACAGUACAAUUCUGCGACUAAGAACAGCACAAUGCCCCAAUCGCAGCCAAUGAACCUAAACAGUAUUACUCCAGCAAACAUUUUGAGUAUGAGCAUGACUGGAGACCCUCUUCACCAGCAACAACAACAGAACAAGAAGGAAUUUGAUCCAUUGGACUUUAACAACCUGGAUUUCGGUAAUCUAAACAUGGACAUGAUAUGA
Torulaspora delbrueckii is the source of this 1029-nucleotide messenger RNA. It is a transcript of the gene PGD1, whose product is annotated as Pgd1p. The record is from RefSeq and is a predicted model, not a curated record. Gene Ontology annotation, molecular function: transcription coregulator activity. Gene Ontology annotation, cellular component: mediator complex. Lineage: Eukaryota; Fungi; Ascomycota; Saccharomycetes; Saccharomycetales; Saccharomycetaceae. Gene Ontology annotation, biological process: regulation of transcription by RNA polymerase II. The transcript has a single exon. Bases 1 to 1029 code for a protein of 342 amino acids.